AGCGAGUCUUUCGUUCCCAAGCACGUUUCCUCUGAAAGUUGUAUUCAAAAAUAGUUUGGCUAUCUCAUAGGCCUGUCCACUCCUUCCAAUUUGAGAUCUUCCUCGUUGCAAUCCUAGACCUGUCAAAAUGGCCCGUACCACGCUCUCUUUCUAUACCGUUUGCUUCAUCCUAGCUCUCACGGGCUCUGCUUUGCCGGCCAAGCGCGCAGACCCUGCCUUGCCUUCCAGUGCGGUUGCCCCCAGCGGCAUGGCACAUGUUGCCUAUGAUGCUGUGAAGUCCACCACCCACGUGGCGCAGGAGAUCAACAAAGAAUUCUACGACGGUGACGAUGAUGAGACGCCGAAGCCCACGCCCGUCAAUGUCCGCCCUGUUCCCACACCGUCCAGCAGUGGGACAGCAACCGAGUCUCUGAAGGGCUUUUACAAAGCGCAAAGUGCAGAGAGAGUGCAUGGUUCCGAGGACCCCUCGUCCUCCCCCUCGCCCUCACCUGAGACGAAGACCGACACCGAGCCCGAGGAGCCUGAGGAAGAGACUCCAACAGAAGAUCAAAAGCAAAGCGAGCCUUCUCCCACUCCAACUCCCACAAAGAAGCAGUCCGGCAGCAGCUCUGCAACUCCAGCCACUCCUAGCCCCUCGGCUCAGAAAGACGACCCUAUCAAGAGUAUCCCUUUCCUCGGCCCUCUCCUGGGAAUUCUGUAAGUGAUGGACCAGGAAGUACUGUAUUGAGCCAAGG
Molecule: messenger RNA, 734 nt
Organism: Aspergillus pseudonomiae
Lineage: Eukaryota; Fungi; Ascomycota; Eurotiomycetes; Eurotiales; Aspergillaceae
Exons: 2
Coding region: 128-700 (190 amino acids)
Source: RefSeq, a predicted model, not a curated record